AUGAUUUUGGAGAACUUCGCUGCAGCCGUUCCUGGUCAUCGCUGCUGGGUGAACAUCCUUGACAAUGACAUAGUCGCUGAUAAUGAUACUGGGAUCCUCAGCCCUGAGGCCCUCCUCAGAAUCUCCAUCGCAUUGAACUCAGAAUCGAGGCCAGAGAAAUGUCAGCGCUUGAUCCAUCCCCAGUGGCAGCUUCUUCAUCUGAAUGGAACCUUCACCAACAUGACUGAGCCAGACACAGAGGCCUGUCUGGAUGGCUGGGUUUAUGACCAAAGCUCCUUCCUCUCUACCAUUGUGUCUGAGUGGGACCUCGUAUGUAAUUAUCAGUCACAGAGAUCAGUUGUUCAAUUCCUAUUCAUGGCUGGAAUGUUGGUGGGAGGCUUCAUAUACGGCCAUCUCUCGGACAGGUGA
Messenger RNA from Puma concolor (puma), 408 nucleotides. Its product is annotated as solute carrier family 22 member 10-like. The record is from RefSeq and is a predicted model, not a curated record. Lineage: Eukaryota; Metazoa; Chordata; Mammalia; Carnivora; Felidae.